This is a messenger RNA of Panicum virgatum (switchgrass), 1639 nucleotides long. Its product is annotated as phosphoenolpyruvate/phosphate translocator 2, chloroplastic-like. The transcript is spliced from 9 exons. NCBI's taxonomy places the organism in Eukaryota, Viridiplantae, Streptophyta, Magnoliopsida, Poales, Poaceae. The coding region runs from base 163 to 1365 and encodes 400 amino acids. Gene Ontology annotation, biological process: transmembrane transport. Gene Ontology annotation, molecular function: antiporter activity. The record is from RefSeq and is a predicted model, not a curated record. Gene Ontology annotation, cellular component: Golgi apparatus; membrane.
CCAAUCCCCUGGAACGCGCUGCUAAAAUCUCUCCAGACCCCCGCGCGCCAUCCCCUCACCUCGUGCCCGUCCGCCCGCCACCUCAACCGCUCCAGUGCUCUCGGCUCCGGCGCCGGCCGCCCCCCCUCAACGCUCUCGCGAAGGUUCUAGAGCCUUCUCGGGAUGCAGAACGCCGCGGCCUUCCGGCCGUGCCCCGCCCGGCCGCUGGUGGGCCGCAGCCCUACCCGGCCGCUCCUCCCGGCCCGCCCGCUCCGCGUAUCCUCCGCCGGCGCCGUCGCCGCUGCCGCCUCGACCAGAUGCGGCGCCGUGGGCCCGCGCGGCCUCGGGCACGGCCUGCUGCCGGUCUCGACGGACCGGGAGGGCAAGGCCCACCAGCGGCCAGUGGCGUGCGGCGCGGUCGGGAAGGCCGGGAAGGCGGAGGAGGAAGGCGGCGGGUUCCUCAAGACGCUGCAGCUCGGCGCGUUCUUCGGCCUCUGGUAUCUCUUCAACAUCUACUUCAACAUCUAUAACAAGCAGGUUCUCAAGGUUUUCCCGUACCCCAUAAACAUUACAGAAGUUCAAUUUGCUGUUGGAGCUGCAGUUGCUGUUUUUAUGUGGAUCUCUGGUAUUCUGAAGAGACCAAAGAUUUCUGGAGCACAGCUUGUGGCCAUCCUACCUCUGGCUAUUGUCCAUACUAUGGGCAAUCUUUUCACCAACAUGAGCCUUGGGAAGGUUGCGGUGUCAUUUACACAUACCAUCAAGGCUAUGGAACCUUUCUUUUCUGUUGUUCUUUCUGCAAUUUUCCUUGGCGAGUUACCUACUGUUUGGGUAGGAUUAUCUCUUCUUCCAAUUGUUGGUGGUGUAGCAUUGGCAUCUCUUACUGAGGCAUCCUUUAACUGGGCUGGCUUUUGGAGUGCUAUGGCUUCAAAUGUUACCUUCCAAUCUCGUAAUGUACUGAGCAAGAAGCUUAUGGUUAAGAAAGAGGGCCAGGAAUCUUUGGACAACAUUAAUCUCUUCUCUAUCAUUACAGUGAUGUCCUUUUUCCUAUUGGCGCCUGUUACCUUCUUUACAGAAGGCGUCAAAAUGACUCCUACAUACUUGCAAUCUGCUGGUCUGAAUGCAAACCAGGUACUUACAAGGUCUCUGCUUGCUGCACUGUGUUUCCACGCAUAUCAACAGGUGUCGUACAUGAUUCUGGCCGUGGUGUCUCCUGUUACUCAUUCUGUGGGCAACUGUGUUAAGCGUGUCGUGGUCAUUGUAACAUCAGUGCUGUUCUUCAGGACACCUGUUUCUCCUAUCAACUCCCUCGGUACCGCGAUUGCACUUGCAGGAGUUUUCCUGUACUCACAACUGAAGAGACUCAAGCCCAAGCCGAAGACUGCUUAAACAGUAACCAUGUUUUCUAUUUUCUCUCUUGUGUUUAUGGAGUCAAAUCAUGGCAGCACACCUUGAAAGUGUUGAUUUUAGUUUAGAAAUUGUUUUUCUUGAAAUUUGUGUCUGUAGAAGUACAAGAGCUGUAUAGCAUCUAUAUAUAUGUUCCCUUGGUGUCUCAACAAGAGUAAUAUUAUUGCUUAGUAUAGGCGCCCGAGUCACAAAACAAUGCUAAGCAUGCAGCAAGCAUUUUCCCUCCGUGAACAUGAGGUAAAUUGCACAUUAUGAA